AUGUCCAACCUAGACCCCAUCCUUCAUGAGGCUUUGAAUGGCGACUCUGAUGAUGUCUCCAAGUUGAAAGAAAAGGUUGAAGAUCUUGAGGCUGCCAACGUCACUCUGCGGGCUCUGGUCAACUACACUAAGGGGGAUGUCACUCGUUUGACCUUGGAGCUUGAGGCCAAGACUGCCGAGAACGCCAACCUUUUUCCUCCUCUUUCUCACCUGUUCCUUUCGGAUCACUGCAAGUACCGUGUUUCUUCCAUUUCUACAAAAUUUAUGUCAAUUUGUUGCAUUGGUGUAGGUGUGAACAUCCAAAACGGAGAAGAGGUUGCCAUUAAGCUGGAAUCUGUGAAGACCAAGCAUCCUCAACUUCACUAUGAGUCAAAGAUUUAUAUGCUUCUACAAGGAGGGACGGGUGUUCCCAACUUGAAGUGGUUUGGAGUUGAGGGUGAAUAUAAUGUCAUGGUGAUAGACCUACUAGGUCCUAGUCUGGAAGAUCUCUUCAACUAUUGUAACAGGAAGUUCAGCUUGAAAACUGUGUUAAUGCUUGCAGAUCAACUAGUUUACAUAAUUGACUUUGGUCUUGCCAAAAAGUAUAGAGAUCUUCAGACGCAUAAACACAUUCCAUACAGGGAAAAUAAGAAUCUUACUGGGACUGCUCGCUAUGCCAGUGUCAAUACUCACCUUGGAGUUGAACAAAGCCGACGGGAUGAUCUGGAGUCUCUUGGUUAUGUCCUAAUGUAUUUUCUGAGAGGAAGCCUUCCCUGGCAGGGACUUAAAGCUGGUACCAAGAAGCAGAAAUAUGAUAAAAUCAGUGAGAAGAAAAUGUUGACUCCUAUAGAGGUGCUUUGCAAAUCAUAUCCAUCGGAGUUCAUAUCUUACUUUCACUAUUGCCGUUCAUUAAGAUUCGAGGACAAACCAGAUUAUUCCUACUUAAAGAGGCUUUUCCGUGACCUAUUUAUUCGUGAAGGUUACCAAUUUGACUAUGUCUUUGAUUGGACAAUGCUGAAGUAUCCUCAGAUAGGUUCAAGUUCCAGACAGAGGAAUCCCGCUGCUAAUGCUGUCGCUGGAAUUUCUGGUGAGAGACAUGGAAGAACAUCAGUAGGACAAGAUAUUCGGGAUAGAUUCUCAGGUGCCGUUGAAGCUUUCUCUAGAAGGAACGCUACAAGUUCUGGUCGGCAUGGUGAACAUUCUAGACACAGGACAUCCGAAGAUAUGCCUUCUUCCAAGGAUGUGCAACUUGAUUCAGAAAGAGGCCACACGUCUCGUAAUGGAAGUUCUUCAAAGAGAGCAGCCAUUUCAAGCAGCAGACCAAGCUCGUCUGGUGGGCUAGAUGGCCGCACGAGCAGCAGGGUCGUUUCUAGCAUUGGUCGUGUGUCCACCACACAACGAAGUCAACCGAGCAUUGACCAAAAACCAUCCCCUUUCUCUCGUGCAGCGGUUAACAAGGGCUCUCGAGAUGACCCUCUCCGAAGCUUUGAGUUCCUCUCUAUCCGAAAAUANUCCUUGUAA
Striga asiatica is the source of this 1500-nucleotide messenger RNA. NCBI's taxonomy places the organism in Eukaryota, Viridiplantae, Streptophyta, Magnoliopsida, Lamiales, Orobanchaceae. The record is from the annotation of a GenBank genome assembly.